This is a messenger RNA of Adineta ricciae, 3090 nucleotides long. The record is from the annotation of a GenBank genome assembly. NCBI's taxonomy places the organism in Eukaryota, Metazoa, Rotifera, Eurotatoria, Adinetida, Adinetidae.
AUGACUGGUGUUGAGCUAUUUACUGAAAAAUGUCGAGAUCUAUUAGAGCUGGAACGAGAAGAGGAAAUAAAUCAAUCAACGGAAGCAUUGAAAGGUCAAUCGACAAAACGUCUUGCUGAACGAGGUUUCUGCCUGACACGUCUUCGUUUUCAGUAUACAUACACGGGUCUCUACGGACGAACGAUCCUUGUUUUCGAAGGCGAAUCUCUUUCACGUGCACAAACGUUUGGACCGGGUGAUAUAGCUGCUAUUUAUCAACAGGGACACUCAAUUGAUGAACAAGCAGCAUUAGCGCGUGGUUUGAUAUUUCGUUUAACAACGAAUACAAUUCAUAUAACGAUUGAAGACAAUGAUGAUGAACAAUUCAAUUCACUAAGUGAUACUUGCCUUUUUAUGAUUAUUAAAAUGGCGAAUGAUGUGACAUAUCGACGAUUGAGACACUGUCUGGAUUUAAUGAUUAAACGGCGCCAAGGCAUUGCGUAUCAUCUUCUUGAUAUUGCAUUUGAUAAUGGUGAGCCCAUUCCAUCGAAUUUCUCCCAAAACGCUGGUCCAUCACAAUGGUUCAAUGAGAAUCUUGAUGAAUCUCAACGUGACGCUGUAAAUUUCGCUCUGUCAUCCCGUGACAUCUCGAUUAUUCAUGGGCCACCUGGCACUGGCAAAACAACGACGAUCGUGGAAUAUAUCUUACAAGAAGCGUUGAAACGUGAUGCAAAAAUUCUCUGUUGUGCACCGUCGAAUAUUGCAGUGGAUAACCUUGUCGAGCGUUUGGGAAGGAAAAAACAAUUGAAAUUGAUACGUCUUGGUCAUCCUGCACGUUUGUUGGAAUCAAUCCAACGUUUUUCGUUGGAAUCAAUUGUAACAGAAAAUUAUCAGGAUGUCAAGAAUGCAAUACGUGAAGAUUUAAAUCAAUGUUUUACCAAAUUACGAAAAUCAACCGAUCGUGGAGAACGUGAGCGUUUGAAAAAAGAGAUAAAAAAUCUGCGAAAAGAUAUUCGAGUUUACGAAGAAAAAGCGAGUCGAGAAGCUAUGCAAUCAGUUAACGUCAUUCUCUGUACAUUAACAUCGGCAACUGAUGAUAGUCCAUUGAAAUUAUUACCACCGAACCACUUCGAUUUGGUUGUCAUCGAUGAAUGUUCACAAGCACUUGAAGUUGCCUGUUGGCUUGCACUGCUUCGUGCACCACGCUGCGUAUUAGCUGGUGAUCAUUUGCAGUUACCACCGACGAUCUUGAGUGACAAGGCUGCUAAGGAGGGUUUAGCUAUAACAUUAAUGCAGCGAUUAAUUGAACAAUUUGGCGAUAAAAUUACUCGAAUGUUAACGAUUCAAUAUCGUAUGAAUGAAGCCAUCAUGCAGUGGUCAUCCAAUGAAUUCUAUCAAGGAAAAUUAGUGGCUGAUAAAUCUGUUCAGUCACAUCUUUUGAAGGAUUUGGAGAAUAUUUCCAAACGUAAUCACGAAGAUGAACUUGAUGAUGAAAACCUUUCCCAUUGUCCGCUGUUUCUCAUCGAUACAACUGGUUAUGAUAUGCCGGAAAUCUGUCUCGACGAUGAAAAUUCUCGUGGAAAUGAAGGCGAAGUUGCUCUUGUCAGCACUCAUGUAAAAGAAUUGAUUGAUAACUACGGUGUAUCUGUUGAUCAAAUCGGUGUGAUAACGCCGUACAACAUGCAAGUUCAAUUGUUGCGUCAGAAAUUGUUAGGAACAUACCCAAUGUUAGAAAUCAAAUCUGUUGACGGAUUUCAAGGACGAGAAAAAGAAGUGAUUAUUAUCUCUAUGGUCCGAUCGAAUCAACGAGGCGAAGUGGGAUUUCUUUCGGAUUCUCGUCGAAUUAAUGUUGCUAUAACUCGUGCACGUCGACAUCUGUGUGUUGUAUGCAAUGUUCAAACAGUUAGUCAUGAUCCGUUUAUGAAACGAUUAAUUGAUUAUAUGCUAAACAAUGGAGAAGUUCGAUCUGCUUUUGAAUUAGUCGAUGACAAUAAUUUUUUCCAAGCAACGAUUUCAUCGAAAAAAUCAACAACAACAACAACAUCAUCGUCUUCAAAACAGCCGAAACAGCAAACAAAGAAGCCGAAACAACAAUAUCCGCCAAAACCUCGAUCGGAAGCAACGAAUACUCUCGAAAACGUACUGACAAAUAUUCUCGAUCUACGCAUUGACGCUUUCCUCAAAGAUCCCAACGCUCAACAGUUGCAGUUCGAAGACGGCCUAUCAUCGUUCGGGAGACAUUAUGUUCAUGAAUUAGCAGAAAAAUAUGAUCUUCAACAUAUUAGUGAAGGUACGGGCGAACAGCGGCAUAUUACGGUUAUGAAGAAAGUUUCGAAUGAUACUGCGACACAACGGAAAGUAAAGAAAGAGGAAAAGAUAGAAGAACAAGAACAAGAAGAAAUGACAACGCAGUUUCGUUCAUUUUCCGUAUUGGAUGAUGAAAAUGAUAAGAAACAUUCCAAAUCAGUAAUUCCUAAAAAAGCAACGUCAACGACAAUAACGAAAGAAGAACAGAAACAAGAAAUAUCAUCUGAAGAGAUUAGUUUGUCAGAAAAGACAGCGUCACCUGUGCUGACUUCAACUAAUCUCUGUCGUUUUUGCCGAAAAGAUAUUCCACCACAAAAUCUUCAAUUGCACGAAGUCUAUUGUCAACGAAUGCACCCAUCAUCGUCCGUGUCCACGACAACAAAUUCAGCAUCUGAGACUUCCUCAUCUAAAUUAAAUGUUGCACCUGAACGUCCAAAAACUGUGAAGAAAAAAACAAGCAAAUUAGAAUCAAUGAAUACCGAAGCAUCGUUCGAUGAACUACUGGAAGCCGCUCGUCAGCAAGACAACGUUUGCAACGCACAACGAUGUAAAAUCAAAAUCAGUUUAUUAGGACAACUUUGUUCGUAUUGUAAUCGUCGUUAUUGUUUUGAACAUUCGAUGCCUGAAGUUCACGGCUGCGGCCAUCAAGCACGCACAGACAUGCGACAAACGCAUAUCUCAACACAUAGCAAUGUUCGACCUGUCUAUGAAAAUUCGACAAUAAGCAAAGAUAAACGACCAUAUUUAGAAAGAAAAUUGCAGGAGAAAAUCAAUUCAAAAGAAACUCAACGAAAGAAAAAAUGA